GCUUCGUCCGUCAUCUUCAGCAUAAAACACCGACACAAGCAAGUCCAGUAACACACACAACUCGACAUGUCGACCCCAGCUGGCACUGCAAUCCUUGGAGCGGGCAUCUUCGCCAAGGAAGCCCAUCUCCCCGCACUCAAGGCGCUCCAGACAGCCGGCGCCAGCACCGCCGUGCCCCUACUCGCCGUCUACUCACGCUCGCAAACCAGCGCUGCGUCACUAGCCGCUGAAGCAGCCUCCGUCCUCGGCUCGACGCCCGAUGUGUACUACGACGGCGGAUCGAGCACCCUCGAUGCGCUCCUCACGCGCCCCGACAUCGGCAGCGUCAUCGUCGUGCUCCCCAUCACGCAGCAGCCGUCGAUCAUCCUGCGCGCCCUCGCAGCGGGCAAACACGUCAUAUCCGAAAAGCCCAUCGCAGCAGACGUCGCAUCCGGCCUCAAGCUGAUCGCCGAAUACGAGGCGACGUACAAGCCCAAGGGCCUCGUCUGGCGCGUCGCGGAGAACUGGGAGGUCGAGCCAGGCUUCAUCGCCGCAGGCCAGGCGAUCCGGGACGGCAAGAUCGGCAAAGUGACGUUCUUCAAGGCGAGCGUGUGCAACUUCAUGGAUCGAGACAGCAAGUGGUACAAGACGCCAUGGAGGACUGUCCCAGAGUACCAAGGCGGUUUCCUGCUCGAUGGCGGUGUGCACAACGCCGCCUCGCUGCGCGUCAUGCUCCCCUCCCCACUGACCCACCUCACCGGCUUCGCCUCGCUCAACCGCGAGUGGCUCGCUCCGCAUGACACCAUCAACGCCGUCCUGCGCACCGCCGACGGCGCGCACGGCCUGCUCGACCUCUCCUUCGCCUCGCCCGUCCCGUCGCGCUCGGCCACCAACGGGCCCAUGGCCGUCAUCACCGGCUCCAAGGGCUUCCUCACCCUCACGCGCCCGCCGCGCGAGCAAGCGGGCGGGAAGAGCGUGUUCCGCGUCACGAUUAAGAGCGUGCAGGACGAGGCGUCCGAGGGCAAGGGCGAGGAGGUGGAGGAGAUCAUUGACGGGGAGGAGAGCGGUGUCACGGUGGAGCUCGAGGGGUUCUUUGAAAGGAUUAGGCCGAACGGGAGCGAUAACGGGAAGGGCGAGCCGCGGGAGGCGCUCAAGGACGUUGCGCUCAUCCAGGCUGGCUUGACAAGCAACGGGUCGCUCGUGGAUCUUACGAAGCUCGUCGCGCAGGGCUGAGCGCGACCGAGUUCUGAACGCGAGGAAGCGUAGCGGCACGCACAUAUGCAUCCUUUGCCGAAAAAAGAAGAGAAUACCACACUGGAUUACGAGCUUUGUGUAUCAUUACCGUAGGAUAUGUGUAUGAGUAUGCAUGCCAGAGAUAUCACCUACGCGCCAGGAAGAAGAC
Molecule: messenger RNA, 1381 nt
Organism: Coniophora puteana RWD-64-598 SS2
Lineage: Eukaryota; Fungi; Basidiomycota; Agaricomycetes; Boletales; Coniophoraceae
Product: NAD(P)-binding protein
Exons: 5
Coding region: 67-1212 (381 amino acids)
Biological process (GO): NADPH regeneration
Cellular component (GO): cytoplasm
Molecular function (GO): oxidoreductase activity; nucleotide binding
Source: RefSeq, a predicted model, not a curated record